AUGUCUGCGAAGGACGGCCGCAAGAAACCCGCCUCCCCCGCGGUCAACCUGAUCGCUGGUGGUGGCGCUGGCAUGAUGGAGGCACUGGUGUGUCACCCGCUUGAUACCAUCAAGGUUCGCAUGCAGCUGUCGCGGAGAGCCAAAGCGCCGGGUGUUAAACCCCGCGGGUUCGUCGCGACUGGUGCGGAGAUUGUUCGCAAGGAGACGGCCAUGGGUCUCUACAAGGGUCUGGGUGCCGUGCUGGGAGGCAUCAUCCCCAAGAUGGCGAUCCGAUUCACCUCGUACGAGUGGUACAAGCAAAUGCUUGCCGACAAGGAGACGGGCAGGGUUACCAGCAAAGCGACAUUCUUGGCUGGUCUCGCGGCCGGUGUCACCGAGGCCGUCGCCGUCGUGAACCCGAUGGAGGUGGUUAAGAUUCGGUUGCAGGCGCAGCACCACAGUCUGGCAGAUCCAUUAGACGCACCCAAGUACCGCAGCGCGCCGCACGCCCUGUUCACCAUCGUGCGCGAGGAAGGGUUCAGCGUGCUGUACCGCGGAGUGUCGUUGACUGCGCUGCGCCAGGGUACCAACCAGGCCGCCAACUUUACCGCAUACACGGAGCUCAAGGCCCUGCUGCAACGCAUGCAGCCCGAGUACGCCGACAAGGCCCUGCCUUCGUACCAGACGACAUGCAUCGGCCUCAUCUCCGGUGCCAUGGGCCCCUUCUCCAACGCCCCCAUCGACACCAUCAAGACCCGUCUGCAGAAGACCCGCGCCGAACCGGGUCAGUCCGCCGUCUCGCGCAUCACCGCUAUCGCCAGCGAAAUGUUCAAGCAGGAGGGCGCCCGCGCCUUCUACAAGGGCAUCACCCCGCGUGUCAUGCGAGUCGCCCCUGGCCAGGCCGUCACCUUCACUGUGUACGAGUAUCUCAAGGGUAAGCUCGAGCGGUCCAACUGGGCGUUUGUCGGUGGCACCUUUGAGGAGUAG
This is a messenger RNA of Penicilliopsis zonata CBS 506.65, 966 nucleotides long. RefSeq lists its product as hypothetical. The record is from RefSeq and is a predicted model, not a curated record. The transcript is spliced from 5 exons. The coding region runs from base 1 to 966 and encodes 321 amino acids. Gene Ontology annotation, biological process: fumarate transport; transmembrane transport; succinate transport. NCBI's taxonomy places the organism in Eukaryota, Fungi, Ascomycota, Eurotiomycetes, Eurotiales, Aspergillaceae.